UCUGCUCCAACAGGCCGCGCAGGCGCACUGGCUCCUCUGUGCGCUCUACUGUUUGCAUUGUGUCUGAACUGCCGGCGAGCUUUAAAAAUAUUAUACCCACCGCGGCAAUGUCGGGCAGGUCGGUCCGAGCUGAGACCCGGAGCAGGGCGAAAGAUGACAUCAAGAGGGUUAUGGCCGCUAUUGAGAAAGUACGAAAAUGGGAGAAGAAAUGGGUGACGGUUGGAGACACGUCCCUUCGUAUCUACAAGUGGGUGCCGGUGACGGAGCCAAAAUCAGACGACAAGAACAAAAACAAGAAGAAGGGCAAGGAUGAUAAAUACGGGUCAGAGGUGACGACUCCAGAGAACAGCUCCUCUCCAGGGAUGAUGGACAUGCACGAUGACAACAGCAACCAGAGCUCCAUCGCCGACUCGUCCCCAGUGAAGCAGGAAAACAGCUGUAGCACCAGCCCCGCCCCAGAGACCAACGCUGCAUCUCACCGCGACAACAGCGAGGUCAAGACUGACCAGAGCCCAGACAGCAAGAGAGGGAAGGGCAUCCCUUCAUCAGAGACCUCAGAGAGAGCACAAAGUGCCAAGAGAGAUAGUCUGUCCUCAGGGGAGAAGGAUUCCUCAGACAGCAAAGCCACUCAGGAUCUACAGGAGGAAGCCCCGCCCAGCAAGAAGAGCAAACUGGAGUCCUCAUCUCAAGACUUUGAGGAGAGUUAAAUGUUCUGGGCUGAGUCAUUCUCUCCUUCACCUUCCUGUCUCUAUCCCUCUGUUCCUCCUCCCAUUAACUCUAGAUGAUUUAGGGCUAAUGGACACACUGACUCUCCGCUCUAGUUUUUUUUUCCCUGCUCUCAAAACCAAAGGGGGAAUGGACGUCUCCCUCUCUGAUUGCUGUUUCCCAUCCCGGUUCGCCACCUUUCCCAGAACACUCCUCCUACCACUGAGAGAGAAUGGAUAUUACCUCUGUUCACUGGUCCCCUCCGUGCUUCCUUCCAGUCCUCCACAUUUUUGCCAAGAGAAGCGCCAAACCCAAGCUUUGGUCUUGUUUGGGCCCUGGGGGGCGGCGCCGGCAGCUCAGCCCGGCCACCGCCAGGCCAGAAUCCAAACCCCGACCUGCUUCUGUGACUAAAAGAGUUCUGAGAUUAGGACCAGGCUGGUCCCAGACGCUGCUUUGAGAUCGCUCUUUGUUUCAUUGCUAACAGUUUAGCUCAGGAUAAGUCAAGGAGCUAACCUGGUCUCAGAUCGGUGGCUGUGGCGGCGGUGGGGGGCACCUCCACCCCAACGCCACGUCUCAUUCAUCCUCCCGCUAGACUAUUGUUUUGUUUAGGAAAUGUUUAGUUCUCUUAUUUCUUCUCCCUCAGGAGGGUCAAUGCACUGUUAUGGUAUGUCACAAUCGAUCACAGAUAGAUUUGCUGCUGUAGUGGAUGUCUUUUAUCUCUAUCCAUGAAAAGUUCUCCAUGUAUGUGUUUCCUAAAGUGAAUUAGCUCGUGGUUUGUAGAGGAAGAGGGUGGACGGUACACGCUGAGGUAAAAUCUUGGAUACGUAGUGAGGACAGGCAUGGUUAGUGUGUCCUGGAAGUGUGUGCCUUGAGUUGUUACGACUAAUUUUUAGUUCAAGCAGGUUUGGACUUAAGUUUUGGUGCCAUGUUUUUGUUUCGGUUUGUUUUUUGCCUUAUAACUGUCACUAAGUCGUUUUUCCAUUUAUUUAUAUUUAACUCCACCUGCUAGGACGUUUUUCUUUAAAGGAAAUGUUUUGGAGAUAUUUGGUUCCUUGUUGCAAGUUUAAAAAUAUAAUGUGAUUUAGAGCGACAAUGAGGUGGAAACCAUGACAGACUACAGACAUAAAUACAGUUAUUUUAACAGCUAGAUUAUAGUUUGGGGAUGCAGGAUUGGAUUUCCACAAAAGUGCACAGUAGCAUCACAUGCUGGUAUCAGCCCUCUCACUUUCCUUCCAGCUAGGAAGUAAAUGUGUACUACUCCUACGAAACACAUUAAGAUUAGAUUUUAACACUACCCAGAAGUUGAUCAUGUUCAUUCUUUUAAGCACCUGCAAAUGUCAUCCAUCAGAACUUCUAGUUAUUGGUCUUUUUUCGCUUCUGAGGGUCCGCGAUGAAAACUCUCCUCUUUCUAGGAUUUUCCCUUUUUCUUACCACGUCAGGGUCACUCACAUGUAACCAUCUUCUUUCUCUGCACUCGUUCUGUGUCACUACCUGUCUACGAUCUGCAGAUGCUGGUGUUGCUCGCCACUAAAGGGUCCAGUUUCUUUUCGCUCAAACAUUUGGUUCUAAUCCUCCUUCAAGGUGCUGUCUGUCGGCUGAAUCCAUUCACACACGGCAUCCGGCUCGCGACUGUGUGCUGAUUAGUGCAAUUUACUUGAACUUUAAAGUACGGAUUCAGACCUACGACCUAUAAUGUAAAACCUCACUCAUGUAAGAUUUACUUUUAUUAAUCAAUCUUGAAUGAAUUGAGAUCAACUGAAUCACUGCGAACCAUGACAGGACGGGACUACGCAUUACAAGCCAGGAUCAGAUUUCAGUAAAUCGGCAUUCACACGGAUGGAGAGAAGAAUUCUAACAUCGUCUCGGUUCAGAGGGUGGAUUAGCAUAUACCUCAUUCCCAGUCCAGCAGAGCUGGAACUUAAAAUGCUAUUGUAUUGACAUUAACAGUUAUAAACAGCAUUACGUACAUUCAGUUUAAGACAAAUUCUCACUUAUGUUGUAGCGUUCACCUGAUUGAGCCGAUUGAUUAUAGUUUGCUCAUAACUAGUGUGUAAAAAGAAAAAUGAGAAAAAAAAGAGCUGUGAGAUAAAAAUUUAUUCCCCCCUUGGGACCAUUUUUUGUUUUGUUUAGAUCGUGUACAGAUUUAUGGUUUGGUUUGACUUAUUUAUUCCAUCAGUAGUGCUUGGUUUUGUUUUUAUCAUGUCCAAUGGUUUUGUUUUCUUAAUAAAAGUCAUAAAAAUGUC
This is a messenger RNA of Girardinichthys multiradiatus, 2948 nucleotides long. RefSeq names its product BAF chromatin remodeling complex subunit BCL7A (gene bcl7a). The record is from RefSeq and is a predicted model, not a curated record. Bases 108 to 707 code for a protein of 199 amino acids. Lineage: Eukaryota; Metazoa; Chordata; Actinopteri; Cyprinodontiformes; Goodeidae. The transcript has 6 exons.